Messenger RNA from Aspergillus steynii IBT 23096, 2582 nucleotides. RefSeq names its product ATP-binding protein. The coding region runs from base 359 to 2161 and encodes 600 amino acids. The record is from RefSeq and is a predicted model, not a curated record. Gene Ontology annotation, molecular function: ATP binding; ATP hydrolysis activity. The transcript is spliced from 3 exons. NCBI's taxonomy places the organism in Eukaryota, Fungi, Ascomycota, Eurotiomycetes, Eurotiales, Aspergillaceae.
CGAAAGAGUUUCACGCUGAUCUGACAGAAUGCGGAAUUCUAUCAGGCUCCAAGUCCAAUCCCUCACUAUUCCAUGGUACAUGCAUGAUUCACAGCCUUGUACAACCGAGCGUGACCAAUCCGGUCUCCUGAGUCACAGAUAGCAAAAAUCCCCUCUUUGCCUAGACAAGCUAGUACGUAGCAAUAAUGGUCAUAGCUUCCCAAGUACGGAGCAUGUCAGUAUUUAUUUAAAUAACGACUAUCAUCUCAUAUGACAGUCAGUCUCGCCUUUGUUUGUUCCUCCUCAUCUACAACCACUAUCCCAACCGAUCAAUAUCGAAACAAUCAAACUCAAAGCAGACAAACCAUCUCUUGACCAUAUGACCGCAAACGUCAAAGAGGCCGAGGCCGAGGCCGGCUCCAUCGGUGAAACAUAUGAGCUCUACCAAUCAGCUCCAGAUGAGAAAGGUCGCUCUUCAUGGACCCAUCAAAUGCCCAAAGAUUUGGUUGCGCCGGCAGAAAACUCGCAGUCAAGCAAGUAUGCGUUGAUUGUACGAAAGGUAAAAUGUUACGAUGGAAAGAGAAGCCUCAAAGUCCAUUCGAUUAUCAUCCAAAGUGAACCUCUCAAGAGCUUCCUCGCCAGCGUCAUGAAAGACUACCCGGGGCUUACAUUGACACUCAAUCGCCUCGAAAUGGAAGCCCCAUUUAAACCUUUUGUUCAUCGAUGGAGGCAAUUGUGCGAAGCCAUUGAAAAUGAAGCAGACGCAAUGACCUUGAAACAUGCCAUGCUGUUACAUGAAGUCCUGCACGAGGAGCUGAAGGACACAAUAUCUGAAAAGAACGACCUCAUUCAAAACAAAGUGAUGACACUGGACCUUCUAUGGGCCCUCUUUGAGCCUGGAUCUAUCAUACUGAGUGUUAUCGAUGGUCGUGAGUGUGCCUUCCAAUUCGAAUCAGGCAGCCUCAAUAGAUGUGGCAAUUUCGUGAUCAGUGCAAAGUAUAUCGAUUGGGAUGGUGCGGAAUUUGGGUACUCAAACAAGCGCCUGACAAUUCCAGCCUAUGAAGGAACAUUGCCUAUUGUGGAAUUAUGCGUAUACCCUCUGAUCUUUCACGGUGAUGCAGCACGCAUUCGAAAGGAUCUUGCCGACCGUGGUAAGCUCUGGCAGGAAUAUAAAGGCUAUCACUACAAACAGUAUGAUGGCCCUGCGAGUGGUUUCGAUCCCUUGACUGGGCGUGAGAUGAGACUCAACAUUCGGAGUCGCAUCGUGAUCGAUACAAAAGCCUACAAUAUCUUCCAACCAGAUGGUCAAAUAUCGGUCUCCGAGAAUGUAAAGGGCGCUCUUUCCGAGGAACAACAGCUUAUCGCAACUCCAAUCCUUAGAGGAUACGCUCUCAAACAAAAGGCUUGGCUGGAAUUCUUUGUCGAUAGCGUUACGGAUAUUGCUUGGAACACAAAGGCUUUUGACUCUUUGGUUCUCCCUCAUGCUCAGCAGGGGUUGAAGAGACUCAUUCUUGGAAUUGCUCAAGCUCAGUCCAACAAGAGUGACACGUUUGAUGACGUUAUUCAAGGCAAGGGGCGCGGAGUCAUCAUGCUUCUCAAAGGUCCUCCUGGAGUGGGGAAAACACUCACGGCCGAGAGCGUCGCAGAAGCUAUGAGGGUUCCGCUCUACAUCCUAAGCGCAGGCGACCUGGGUACAGAUUCUGCGACUGUUGAGAGCAAAAUGAGAGAUGUUAUGAGCAUGAUCCCUCGAUGGGGGGCCAUCAUUCUACUGGAUGAAGCUGAUGUCUUCAUGGAAGCUCGCGAUACAAUUGACUUGAAAAGAAACGAGCUAGUCUCCAUUUUCCUCAGACUCUUGGAGUAUUACGAGGGAAUUUUGUUCCUGACAACCAACCGUGCCGAGCAUAUCGAUCCCGCUUUUGAAUCGCGCAUCCACAUUUCUAUUCGCUAUCCACAGCUUAGCCCAGAAUCGAGACGCCAAAUCUGGAGUCAGUUCAUUGCAGCGAGAAACAUUGCACAAUUCUCAGAAGAUGAGCUUGAUCAAGUCUCGAGUUUAGAACUCAACGGCAGACAGAUAAAGAAUCUGCUGAAAACGGCACAUCUGAUGGCACAGGCAGAAAAAUGUCAAUUGAACUAUGAACAUGUGCGAAUUGUCUUGGAUUUGAGGGAUUCAGUGGGCUCUUGACCUACGUGUAACAGGUCUAUCAGAAUCAUACAGGAUUCAACACUUUUGCAGAGAAUUUAGGAAUAAUUGAUUGGUUUUACUGAGAAGCCAGAUGCAGCAAGGCUCAUUGGGGAUGUCUUGGUCAGAUGAUCGGAAUAGCCUUAGCUCUCUCACGUAUCUCGAAAUCCUCUCUAAUCCUAAAUCCCAUUUGCUAUCGCACAAGCACCCCUCAUCGAUCUGAUUUCCAUCCAAUUCAUGCGUCAGUACUACUCGGAUCGCAUACGGAGUCGCGUUAGUAGACUCUAGCGUUAAGUUGCGGUCUUGGCCAAUCUUCAUGAUCCGACACCGUAGGUUCUUAGCUUCAGAGCCCCAGCCACGGUGGAUACCGGAAGAGGUCUCGUGAAGGUGUACUCUCUCUGGCCUGCAUAUUCCAAAAUUUCCG